Nicotiana tabacum (common tobacco) is the source of this 1695-nucleotide messenger RNA. RefSeq names its product mRNA cap guanine-N(7) methyltransferase 1. Gene Ontology annotation, cellular component: nucleus. Gene Ontology annotation, biological process: 7-methylguanosine mRNA capping. Gene Ontology annotation, molecular function: mRNA 5'-cap (guanine-N7-)-methyltransferase activity. NCBI's taxonomy places the organism in Eukaryota, Viridiplantae, Streptophyta, Magnoliopsida, Solanales, Solanaceae. The record is from RefSeq and is a predicted model, not a curated record.
AAAAACGAAUCCAAAAGGGGUUUAGUCCAAAAGCUGUCCGAGUCAAAAAAAUCAAACACUUACCCUUCAUUCCCUGUCUCUCACUGUUAAUAAAUUGGUUAAUUUUAGACAUUCUUCUUUAUAGAAUCUGAAAACGCCUGUAGUUUUCAGAUUUGUCAUAAUCGACAGUGUUGUUAAAUCUUGAUUCUAAUUAUGAAACGAGGUUACUCGGAAUCUCCAUCUUCCAGUUCUCAUGGACCUCCUCAAUCCAAAUUUAAGCACAACCCUGAAGGCGACACUCAUUUUCUUGAAGAUGAGAGUACAAAAAUCUUUGCUAGGAAGGUGGCUGAUCAUUACAGCGCGAGGACCAACCAAACUCUUGAAGAGCGCGAAGCAAGUCCUAUCAUUCAUUUAAAGAAACUUAACAAUUGGAUCAAGAGUGUCUUGAUUCAACUUUAUGCCAAAAGAGGGGAUGCAGUCCUUGAUCUUGCUUGUGGGAAGGGUGGUGAUCUUAUUAAAUGGGAUAAAGCAAAGAUUGGAUAUUAUGUUGGCAUUGAUAUUGCAGAUGGUUCGAUAGAAGACUGCCGAACCCGUUACAAUGGUGAGGCAGAUCACCAUCAACGCCGCAAAAAGUUCUCAUUUCCUGCCAGACUUAUGUGUGGAGAUUGUUUUGAGGUUCGUCUGGAUAGGGUGUUAGCAGAUGAUGCACCUUUUGAUGUUUGUAGCUGUCAGUUUGCUAUGCAUUAUUCGUGGUCAACUGAGGCACGUGCACGGCGUGCGCUGGCCAAUGUCUCGGCUUUACUUCGACCUGGAGGAAUAUUUAUUGGAACAAUGCCAGAUGCCAAUGUCAUCAUCAAGAAGCUAAGAGAAGCUGAAGGGCUAGCCUUUGGUAAUAGUGUCUAUUGGAUACGUUUUGAUGAAGAAUUCUCAGAGAAGAAAUUUAAAUCUUCAAAUCCUUUUAGCAUCAAAUACAAGUUCCAUCUGGAGGAUGCUGUUGACUGUCCCGAGUGGAUUGUCCCUUUCCACGUCUUCAAGGCAUUGGCGGAAGAGUAUGACUUUGAGCUAGUUUUUGUGAAGAAUAACCACGUAUUUGUGGAGGAAUACAUGAAGAAACCAGAGUUCGUUGAACUAAUGAGGAGGCUCGGUGCGUUAGGUGAUGGGAACCAAGACCAAAGUACUCUAUCACCAGAUGAAUGGGAGGUAGCCUACCUUUAUUUGGCAUUUGUUCUGAGAAAGCGAGGGCAACCAGAUCAAACACGAAGAAACCCCAGACGAGACAAAGGCAAGAUGCAUUUGACGAAAGACGAUAUCGAGAAUGUUAAUGGUGCAGUGUAGUGCAUUUGCUCCAACCUCGGGAUGUGAAAAAGACUGCUAUGGCACAUGAGGAAUUAUCUGAAAGGAAGAGGAACAGUCAACAAAUUGUGCCCCUUCCAAGAGAUGCUAAUCAAUUUUGCAGAAUAAAGACUAUAGUUUUGGCCUAAUUAUUUGUUACAACUUCAACUUGCUAUAACAGUCCAGCAUAAAAGUAGGCCAGCAUUGUUAAAAGAAACUGGCUUCUUUCCAGUUGAUGUGGACAGAGGUGGCUGAUACCAAAGAUACCAGUGACAAUGUCUGCCCACUUGCAACUUACCUUGUAAUUCUGUGUACCAUUAUAAAUUGAAAGAGAAUGAAAAUAGCCAAAAAUUUCUAUUUAUAUCAAGAUCAAUUUUUUAUAAA